AUGACUGCGGUGCAGACCAACAAUGCGGGCUCCGCCCACUUGGCUGAUCAUGCUGCAACGGCCGCAUUAUAUGCGACAGAUCCGAUGCGAAAACGUUCUGGAGGCGAGGCCCCCUCUCAGGCAUCGCGGAAGCAGCAAACCCCACUUCCUGCAGGUCUCACUCUCGCCAAUGCAAGCGCCGCUGCAAGCCUUGCACAUGCAAAUCAAAAAACAACCGCCGCCUGGCGACCUGAACGACAACCCUACGCAGAAAAGGCGGCUGCCUUUGUGCGAAGUUACCAAGCUCCUGGACCGAAACCUUCCAAACAGCCAAAUCCGCACGUUUACAAGGCCGCGGUGUCCGCUCAGGAUCGGGCGUCUACCGCUUCUCCUUCGGUGGUGACUACACCGGAGCCAAAGUUUGAUAAAACUACGUUUGAAAAUAUAAAUCGUGCUCCGCAGCGUGGAGCUCCUUCAGCGGUACAAUUCAGUCCCGGUGCGUUGACGGCUGCUACAGGCGCAGUGUCGAAUCGACGAAGGACCGAGUCAGCGCCCACAAAACCAGUGUUUCACCCCGAUGCUUCUGCUGCGCUUACGGCUGCGACUAUAUCGCACCGAGUGAGUCAGGAUGCUGCUCGCAAUGUCCUGAACGAUCUUGAUCCGGGCAUGGAAGCUGCUCGGAUCCAUCACAUUGCGCGGACAAAUGUGCAACUCUACACGGCCGCACCUCCGGUGGGGAUUGAGGUUGAAGAGCAAAAACACAAAGAUACUCUCCGCGCCGCCGCCAUCUCAAUGGCAAAAGACAUGUAUUCAUCGGCAGGUACAGCGAAAGGGGAGCCUUCCGACGAGACUAAGUCUGCGAGUGCAGCUGCAAAGAAGAGGUUAUCGCACGGUACCUCACAGUCUCAAUUCUCAUGGGCGCCUGGCGACGAGUACAAUCCCACGCAACAGCUACCGCUCCCAAACCUGCAUGAAGCCGCCCAGAAACUCGCUGCAGAGAAGCUUGCAAAAAUGCCAAGAAAUGAAUUAUACAAUCAGCAGCAGUAUUAUGGAACGACCCCAAGUGUCAAAUCGCGCCAGAACUUUUCUCGACGUUUGAGGAGAAGGACUUCAAGUGACGGAGAUGUAUCCGAGGCUGACUGGCUGAGAUCAGAACGAAUCAGGCAUCAAAUGUCCUCUCUACAGAGCCGUGUGAACGCGAUUGAUGAGAAGAAGAAGACCAAGGACAGAGCGGAUUUGAUGGAGAUUGCACGCAAAAACGUACAUGCUGCUAUCCAAGACAUGGACGAGAAAGUAUACGCGGAUACUGGCAGGCCAUCGCCAAGCAUGCAGCGUGAAUGGGAAGAAAAGGCGCAGCUACGCGCAAAGCAAGAAAGUGAGACUCGUUCGACUAAUGUUGGUAUGAUUGCUGUUGGCGGUGACAAGUAUAUGGAUCAAGCGGAGGUUGAGGCAAUUGCACGGGCUCGUAUUCAGCCUACUUUGGAUGAGAUUGAUGAUCGGGUUGAGGAACAGCGUGCCCGAGAGGUUGAGGAGAAACUAGAACAGGAAAGGAAACAGAGGAGAGUGGAAACGGACCGUGCAAGAGAAGAGCAGAUCCGGGCGGAGGAGACCAAGCAAGAUGAAGCCGUGCAGAAAAAUGGAAAAGGAUCAUCUGGUCGGAGACGUUCCCUGUUCGGCGGUCAGAAGAUCUUCUCUCACACGUCUAGAAAAUCUUCAGGAAAGGUGGCCGAAAAUGAGGAACGAAGCGAGGAGCCAACUGCGCCCCCUAUGAGCGAUGGUGGUGAUGAUAGACAGCUUGAACAAGGUUCAGUAAAUGCUACAGCACCGGUGGCAGAACCCGAGCCAACGGUCGAGUCCAAUCCCAGUCCUACGCAUGAGCAAGUAAUUUCCGAAGCCGCUGACGCCGAACCACAAACAAAUAACUCAACAUCGGCCAAGUCAGACUCCAAAAUUAAGUCAUGGUUCAAAGGAAGACUCAGUCGUCGCCUCAGCAAACCUCCACCACCAGAGGAAUCUACCGGACAAGAAGGCGAAGCUGUAGAAGGCGAAGCCGUCGCUACCGGCGGUAACCCAGCAGUAGAAGCCAGCAGCCCACGCGCAGCAGCUCUAACAUCUCAUCCCGUCGGGGAUACAGAUGCAGUAUCAGACCUUGCACCCCAACGACCAGUCGAAGAAGAGGAUCACGCCAACGAAGACGUCGCCCGCCAAUGGAGCAGUUCAACCGAAAACUCCAACCGGCGCAAAAAGGGUCUGCGGAGGAGCCUGCGAGACCUGAUCAAGCGACGAUCAACGUCUGACACUGGCUCAGUUGCCGGGGCUCCGGAGGCAUCAUCAACUACUGCUGCUGGUGGAGGAGGAGGAGGAGACAAAGUCGUCGGCACGACCGCAAUGUCGUCUCAUCCACAGCAUGUUCCGAGGUCGAAUGCUAUGGAACAUAAUGAGGCACAUGACAGUUUUACGGACGGGUCGUUACAACCACCCCCUGGUCUGGCGCAGGCUGAACGGGCUAGCUUGAGUGGUUCUGCGAGGGACUCCAAGUUCUCCGAGGAUAUAUGA
Molecule: messenger RNA, 2535 nt
Organism: Talaromyces marneffei
Lineage: Eukaryota; Fungi; Ascomycota; Eurotiomycetes; Eurotiales; Trichocomaceae
Exons: 4
Coding region: 1-2535 (844 amino acids)
Biological process (GO): eisosome assembly
Source: RefSeq, a predicted model, not a curated record